UUCAUUCACUCGUAGCAGUUGGUUUUUGGGUGUGUCUCGCGCAUAGAAAUGAUCUUCAAAGCUGUUGUGUUGCUGCUGUGCUGUGUGGCCGGAUUGCUCCGUGGCGAGCAAGUCCGGUACGAUAACUACCGUGUGUAUGAAGUAGCGAUCGCUGACCAAACGCAACUGGAAGCUCUUCAAUAUCUCGAAAGCUUCCCGGAUGGUUUCCUCUUCUGGGAAUCUCCAGUGCAGACGAACAUGAAGAUUAACUUGGUUGUGCCACCGCACAAGUACGCCCAGUUUGACGAACUUGCCAGCCAGCUAGCCCUAGAAAAUCGUCUGCGGGUUCCGAAUCUCCAGCAGCUCAUCGAUGACGAGAGUCCGAAACGUUCGCGACGUGCGUUCGGGUGGGAAGAAUACCAAACGCUCGAAGAGAUUUACGACUGGCUCGAUGAGAAGGUGGCCGAGUUUCCAUCGAUCGUGUCGGUCGAGACGGUUGGCCAGUCGUACGAGGAUCGUGACAUAAAGGCGGUUAAGAUUUCUUACAAGGAAGGUAAUCCGGGUAUCUUCAUCGAGUCUAACAUUCAUGCCCGUGAGUGGAUCACUUCGGCUACCGUAACAUGGCUGAUCAACGAGUUCCUAACCUCGACGGCGCCGGAAGUACGCGAUUUGGCCGAAAACUACGACUGGUACAUUCUGCCGGUGGUGAAUCCGGACGGCUUCAACUACACCAAGACAACGAACCGAUUGUGGCGUAAGAACCGUUACCCGCACAAUGUGCUUUGCUACGGUGUGGACAUGAACCGUAACUUCCCUGGUCAUUGGAUGGAGGGCGGUGCAUCGGCUGUUCCCUGCACCGAUACGUUCGCUGGACCGGAACCAGGUUCCGAAAUCGAAACCCAGCACAUCAUGAAUUACUUUGUGAGCGUGAAGGAUAAGGUCCAGGCCUAUCUGUCAUUCCAUUCGUACGGUCAGUACAUUCUCUUCCCGUACGGUCACCGGGAUGCGGAAUACUCGGAAAAUUACUACGACAUGAUGGAGAUGGGUGAGGCGGCCGCCAUCGCCAUUUACCAGCGGUUCGGUACGCCUUACGAGUUCGGUACUACGGCUGAUGUAUUGUACAUUGCCUCGGGAUCUUCGCCAGAUUGGGCCCACGGUACGCACGGUACACCUGUCGCUGCUACCUUCGAGUUCCGCGAUAAUGGCGUCUAUGGAUUCAUUCUGCCCCCGGAACAGAUCAUUCCGAACGCGAUGGAGGUGUUGGACGGGUUGGUCGCAUUCGUCCGCAAGGGCAAGGAGCUUGGUCACAUUAAUGUGUAAUGGGGGAUUGUUACACUGUAAUCGAUUUACCUAGAUUAGAUUAGGAGCAUAAGUGCGAACAGUGUUUGCAAUUGAUAAAUCAUAAUAAUAAACAUUCAACUCAGUGAUAAU
Molecule: messenger RNA, 1410 nt
Organism: Anopheles maculipalpis
Lineage: Eukaryota; Metazoa; Arthropoda; Insecta; Diptera; Culicidae
Product: zinc carboxypeptidase-like
Exons: 5
Coding region: 49-1299 (416 amino acids)
Biological process (GO): proteolysis
Molecular function (GO): zinc ion binding; metallocarboxypeptidase activity
Source: RefSeq, a predicted model, not a curated record